Molecule: messenger RNA, 2323 nt
Organism: Etheostoma spectabile (orangethroat darter)
Lineage: Eukaryota; Metazoa; Chordata; Actinopteri; Perciformes; Percidae
Gene: cyb561
Product: cytochrome b561
Exons: 6
Coding region: 216-974 (252 amino acids)
Cellular component (GO): lysosomal membrane
Molecular function (GO): oxidoreductase activity
Source: RefSeq, a predicted model, not a curated record
CGCACACACGCACACGCACACAACACGCACGCACACACACACACACACACACACACACACACACACACCACCACACAACACACACACACACACACACACACACACACACAUAUAAAAACAACAAGCCCACCCCACACACUGUGCCCGGUCUCAGGGAGGAGGAAGGCAGAUCAGACUCAGGACUCCGUCAGCAGCGCAGAGUCUACAGCGCAAUCAUGGAUGGAUCUUCUCCACGCCCUGGCCGCUCGGUGUUUGUGUGGCUGGUGGGAGCGUCACAGUUGCUGGGUGUGGCGUCCGUGGUGCUGACCGGCGUGUGGAUGGGUCACUACCGCGGGGGCUUCGCCUGGGACGGCUCAGGGCGGGAGUUUAACGUGCACCCCCUGUGCAUGGUGCUGGGACUGGUCUUCCUGCAGGGCGACGCCAUCCUGGUCUACAGAGUUUUCCGCAAUGAGGCGAAGAGGAACGUAAAGGUGCUUCACGGCGUCAUCCACCUGCUGGCCCUCAUCAUCAGCAUCAUAGGUAUUGUAGCUGUGUUUGACUUCCACAGAGCAGGAAAGACCCCAGACAUGUACUCUCUACACAGCUGGUGCGGCAUGGCUACCUUAGUCUUAUUCUUCACACAGUGGGUGAUGGGUUUGCUGUUCUUCCUCUUUCCCGUUGCGUCGUCAUGGUUACGAGCCUCAUACCUGCCCAUCCACGUGUUCUGCGGUCUGGUUCUGCUGGUCAUGGCCAUAGGGACCAGCCUGCUCGGCAUCACGGAGAAACUCCUCUUCAGCAUCACGGCAACCUACUCUCAGUUCGCCCCAGAGGGGGUGCUGGCCAACACCUUGGGGAUCCUGCUGGUGGGUUUCGGGGUGCUGGUGGGCUACCUGAUCACCAAGGAGGAGUUCAGGCGUCCGCCGAACCCAGAGGAAGAGGCUCUGUCGGUCCACUUCAAGACCCUGACGGAGGGGGGGACCCCCACCUCGCCAUGACCACACCUCCCUGUUGCCUGGAUACCAACAGUGUCCCGGCAAUACACAUGCAACACACAACACAACUGGCCAUGAACGCACCAGUUCAUCAAAGUCGUUAAAAUCCCAAACAGGAAGCUUCAGCUACCAAUCAGAUCGCUCCACCUUCCCCCCAAAGGAUUUCUAAAUGUAGAGGCUCAGCGCAGUAACAAAACAAAACAGAUUUAUAAAUGAAUAUGUUUUAUAGAGAAAUGUAUGGCUCCUCAUUUCAUACGGCUUCAAGCAGCCAGAAGUGACCAAUCACAGUUCAGCAUAUCUCAUCAAGCUUCCUCUAUACCGGGCAUGAGUGUGCUGGGGUAAACAGGGGCAGCAUGGAUCCUCCGUCUGUUGCUGGUAGUUGCUAUGGUAACAUUAGUCUGUUAUCAGGUUUCUGACUUUUUUUCUGUGAAUUUGAGGGUUUUUUAUGUGUAAAAAGAGUAAGAAUUCAGACUUUAUUUUACUGUCCAAUCAGAGUAGAAUGAACUGAAUCAACCAAAAUCUAAAUCCAGUGGUAUGUCCGGGGCCACAUUCUCCAAGUUAAACUUUAAUUUGUAUCAUAUCAGUAAUUUAGGAUGAUCAACUUUAAGGUUUUAUUCUAGGACCGUCAGUAUUUGGAUCAAGUAUCUCAUGAAAAAUUAAGUGUGCUAAGUAUAGUACGCCACUCCUGUUCAAUCUGCUGGAUAUGUAUCUAAUCAACAUUUCAAAUGUGAUGUUAUAUAGUUAUGUAUACUGAGCGUCAUUGACAAAAACAUUUCUUUUUUUGUUGAAAUAAGUUGUUGCUUUAACGUGCACUGAUUGGCUGUGUCAUUUAGGUAAAUAAAUAUAUAUAUUUGAUUGGCACAUACUGAAUAUUAAAUGACUCAGACCACUAGGGCCAAAAUAACUUGAUGCAGACAUCCUUAGUUGGGGCUGUCGUCUGUUACACACCACAAGUCAAACAGAUGCUCAUAUUUGAGAAUAUCCACCCAUAUGCAGAUGACAUCUUAAUUUUCACUAAGUCAUAAUGUCUAAAAAACAACCUUUGCUCCAAAGAUGAGUGCAUUAACAGUGUGUCCGUCCCAGAUCAGCCAGGCUGGGCCGUUCAUGGUCCACAUGGUCCAUUAGGUAGCUGUUUGUGUUUAAAUGGCCUGUCAUGUGGAACAUAUCUGUUCACUGUGUAGUCCCAUGGAUGUGGUUAGAGUUUGGUAACUUGAUGCACUUUUCCCUAAAUAUGUUAAAUUCAUGUCUUUGAAUGUCCGAUUCUAUAUAACCUGUCGCUACACUUUGGUUUUUUUGGAUUAACUUCAGGACUCUGCACCAGUGCCUAAUACAAAGCCUUUACUGAAAAUGAA